UCGGGGCAGCCAAAGCCGCUCAUUGCACCGGCUGGCCUCGCGUGUGCACAGAUUUCUGCACACGUUAUGAUAUAAAACGAUGAUUCUAAUACAAGAGUAAACUAAAACAUGCCAAAGUCCGCGAAGAAGUCCAGCACCGCUCAGACCUCCAUUAGCAGGUACUUUGGAGGUCAGAGCAGGAGAGGUUCCUCCAUCAACCAGAGUACUGCUCAGCACCAGCUUUCAAGAGGCAAGAAGAAACUUUCCCCUGAUCAUGGUGAUUUGGGAUUGUCACCAAAACGAGCCAAGCUUUGUGUCCAAGACCAGCAGGUGGAGGAUUUGGACUGUGAGCCUUCAUCCUGCCAGAGCACUAAAGAGACGACGCUAACCUGGAGCCGAGGGGCAGCCGGCCUCUGCUCCUCCACCUUGGAGAAGCUGAAAGGCUUCACCUGCUCAGCCGAGCCCGGUGUCCCUCGGAGGGAAGAACAGAAGACAGAUGUUGCUGGUAGCAGUACAAUCUGUGACAGAGGAGGCGGCGCUCUGCCUCCCCGGGACGGAACAGAUCAACAAAACAAUAAAAACAGUCUUCAACAGACAGAUGGCGAGUUUGAGGAGGAGGAGGAGCUUAAGGAGAAGGAGGAGGAGGACGUCAAAGAAGAGGAGAGUUCAGGGCUGCAUGCUGCAAAACAGGGCUUCCGCUUGUCACAGUUUGCCAAGUCAGGAGGAGGAGGACGCGGAGGACGCCGACGACGGCAAGAAAGGGGUGUAGAGCUGAGUCCUCCAUCAGACUCCGGAAACCCCUCCAGACGCUCGAAGAGCGCGUACACUCCCCUGGAACAGCAGGUCAUCCAGCUGAAACAGCAGCACAAGGACGCCUUGUUGGCUGUGGAGUGUGGAUACAAGUACAGGUUCUUUGGGGAGGAUGCAGAGAUUGCUGCAAAGGAGCUGAAUAUCGUCAGUCACCUGGAUCAUAACUUCAUGACGUGCAGCAUCCCCACACACCGUUUGUUUGUUCACGUCAGACGGCUGGUGUCCCACGGACACAAGGUUGGUGUGGUUAAGCAGACGGAGACGUCUGCAAUCAAGGCCUUGGGGGCCAAUAGGAACGCUCUUUUCUCUCGUCAGCUGAGUGCUCUGUACACCAAGUCCACUCUGGUGGGAGAGGAUGUGAACCCGGUCUGCAGACUGGGUGAUGGGGAGGAGGGGGGCUGUGGUGACGUGGUGCCGGACCCUCCUGACAGCUUCCUGCUGUGUAUCAGCGAGAACUGGGACAAACUGAAGAAGCAGCUCACUGUGGGGCUGGUGGCGGUUCAGCCCAGCACAGGAGACGUGUUACUGGACUGCUUCCCCGAUGGUCAGUCUCGCUCUGAGCUGGAAGGUCGCGUCCUAAAGAUUAACCCCGUGGAGAUCCUGGUGCCCUCUGACCUCUCAGAGCAAACCCACAGACUCCUGCAGAGCAUCGCCAAUGCCAGCGCUCAGGCUGAUGACCGAGUGAGAGUUGAGAGGAGGGACAGCGCUCAGUUUGAGUUCGCCUCUGCAAUGAACACAGCCACCGAGUUCUACUGCCACGCCCCGGAGAAAGGCUCUCGCUCUCUGUCGUGUGUAGCGUCCUUGGAGAGCCCAGUGAUCUGCUGUCUGGGGCCGCUCAUCCAGUACCUCCAAGAGUUCAACCUCGAAAGGGUUCUAAGGAGCGAAAGCUCAUUCCUACGUCUGUCCUCUGAGUCCGACGGUAUGAACCUCAGUGCCGCCACCCUCAGGAACCUGGAGAUCCUCAACAAUCAGACAGAUGGCGGCGUGAGGGGCAGUCUGCUGUGGGUGUUGGAUCACACUCGCACUCCGUUUGGGAGGAGACUGAUGAGGAAGUGGGCGAGCCGGCCCCUCACAGACCCACGGUCUAUCUCAGAGAGGCAGGAUGCGGUGCAGGAGAUCCUGGAAUCUCACUCGCUCACUUUGAAUUCCGUCAGGUCCCUGUUGUCGCGUUUGCCCGACCUGGAGAGAGGCAUCUGCAGCAUAUACCACAAAAAGUCUUCCACGCAGGAGUUCUACCUCAUUAGCAGCGGCCUUUCUCGACUGGGGAGUGAACUGCAGGCCUUGCUCCCAGCUAUCCAGUCACAGAUCACCUCCGGGCUGCUCCGAGGCCUCUUGUUGGACACCCCCGACCUGCUGGCUCCGGCCCAAAGCCACCUCAAGGUGCUCAAUGAAAGGGCUGCCAAGACAGGAAAUAAGACGGAGCUGUUCUCAGACCUGUCCGACUUCCCGGUGCUGCGGAAAAGGAGGGAGCAGAUCCAGACUGUCCUCAGCCAGAUUCAGGACCACCGCAAAGAAAUCCGACUGACGCUGAAGGCCCCGGCGCUGGACUACGUCACCGUCUCUGGACAGGAGUUUCUGAUUGAGGUGAAGAACUCGCUGUCGUCCACUGUUCCACCUGACUGGGUCAAAAUCAGCAGCACCAAGGCAGUGAGCAGGUAUCACUCUCCUUACCUGGCGGAGCGCUACAAGAAGCUACUGCAGCUCCGAGAGCAGCUGCUGCUGGACUGUCAGAGGGAGUGGACCAAUUUUCUGGAUCAGUUUGGGGAGCACUAUCACACCAUGAAAAGGGCUAUUAGUCACCUAGCAACCAUGGACUGUCUCUUUUCAUUGGCUGAGGUGGCUAAACAAGGGGACUAUUGCAGGCCAGAGGUGUGUGAAGGUCAGCGACAGAUCAUGAUCAGGGACGGCAGACACCCUGCCAUCGACUUACUGAUGGGAGAGCACCACCAGUAUGUGCCCAACCUCACCGAACUACAGGGCGAAGGCAGGAGAACUAUGAUAAUCACUGGUCCUAAUAUGGGGGGUAAGAGCUCCUACAUCCGCCAGGUGGCCCUGAUCUGUGUUAUGGCUCAGAUGGGCUCCUACGUCCCGGCCUCUGAGGCCCGCCUGGGCAUGCUGGACGGCAUUUAUACCAGGAUGGGGGCUUCUGACAACAUUUACAAAGGCCGCAGUACGUUCAUGGAAGAGCUGACUGAAGCCUCCGAGAUAAUUUUUCGUGCAACCGAACGUUCAUUAGUCAUCCUCGAUGAGCUGGGACGGGGAACCAGCACCCAUGAUGGGAUCGCCAUUGCCUAUGCCACCCUGGAGUUCUUCAUCAGAGAUGUGAAAGCCCUCACCCUGUUUGUGACCCAUUACCCUCCUCUGUGUGAGCUGGAGCGGGUGUAUCCUGAACACGUGUCCAACUACCACAUGGCUUUCCUACUUAAUGAACCUGACAUCACAGCUGACACUGACGACGGAGAGGUUCAGCCGGAGUUCAUCACUUUCCUCUACCAGUUAACUGAAGGAGCUGCAGGGCGGAGCUACGGCCUGAAUGUCGCCCGAUUGGCUGACAUCCCAGACCACAUACUACAGACCGCUGCACGCAAAGCCCGAGAGCUGGAGAGCAUGGUUAACGCCAGGAGGAAGAAUAAGAAACUUCUGUCAGAUCUUUGGAGCGUCUCAGACAAAUCGUCCCUCAUGGGGUGGCUGCAGUCAAACUCUUGACAUCGGCGUCCCAGUAGUCCACGCCAUGAAGAAGAGAGAACCCAGCUAUCAGUGAAGGAGCAUGCUUGAAGCAGAAUAUCCAAGGAAGAAGUAAAAAGAGGGGAAAGAGAGGACUCAGCACUUAUUGGAGUAGAGUGGUUUGUUGCUGCUCUCUUUGCUAGUGAGUGUGUGUGUGUG
Molecule: messenger RNA, 3672 nt
Organism: Anoplopoma fimbria (sablefish)
Lineage: Eukaryota; Metazoa; Chordata; Actinopteri; Perciformes; Anoplopomatidae
Gene: msh3
Product: mutS homolog 3 (E. coli)
Exons: 24
Coding region: 109-3495 (1128 amino acids)
Biological process (GO): somatic recombination of immunoglobulin gene segments; mismatch repair; mitotic recombination
Cellular component (GO): nucleus
Molecular function (GO): ATP binding; ATP-dependent DNA damage sensor activity; mismatched DNA binding
Source: RefSeq, a predicted model, not a curated record